Molecule: messenger RNA, 1224 nt
Organism: Kickxella alabastrina
Lineage: Eukaryota; Fungi; Kickxellomycota; Kickxellomycetes; Kickxellales; Kickxellaceae
Product: NADH:flavin oxidoreductase/NADH oxidase
Exons: 2
Coding region: 1-1224 (407 amino acids)
Cellular component (GO): intracellular anatomical structure
Molecular function (GO): FMN binding; NADPH dehydrogenase activity; NADP binding
Source: RefSeq, a predicted model, not a curated record
AUGACAACCGAAGAACCACACGACUUUUACCAGGAGCAGCGCGGCCUCGGCCCAGGUUCCGCGAUUACGCCCACAGCGUCCGAUGUCAGUCAAGGCCCAUUGCCCAAGCUCUUCCAGCCCUUAAAGAUUCGCGAGCUGACACUGAAGAACCGCACAGUGGUCAGCCCCAUGUGCAUGUACUCGUCGCAGGAUGGGUUUGCCACAGACUUUCAUAUGGUGCACUACGGCCAAUAUGCGCUGUAUGGACUGGGCUUGAUCAUCGUUGAGGCCACCGGAGUGUCCCCCGAGGGCCGCAUCACGUCAAACUGCCUUGGCAUCUGGAAAGACGAGCACAUUGAGAAGCUUCGCCAGGUGGUCAAUUUUGCUCACUUAAACAAGUCGGCCAUUGGCAUUCAGCUUGCUCAUUCGGGACGCAAGGGCAGCAGCAGGCCCGUCUGGCACAUCCAAGAGUACGGUCGGUAUGCUGACGAAGCUGCCGGCGGCUGGCCGCAACGAGUCUUCGGCCCUUCCCCUGUACCCUUCGAUGAGGACUCGUGGACACCACAGGAGAUGAGCCUUGAGGAUAUUCGUCGAGUCCAACAGAAUUUUGUCGAUGCCGCUGUGCGUGCUGACAAGGCCGGAUUUGAUGUCAUCGAGAUUCACUCUGCCCAUGGGUACCUUGUGCACGAGUUCCUGUCGCCAAUCUCGAACAAGCGCACGGACGAUUACGGCGGUUCGUUUAAAAAUCGCAUCCGCUUUAUUGUCGAAAUUGUACAGGCGAUCCGUGAGAUAUGGCCGCAAGAGAAGCCCCUGUUUGUGCGCAUUUCGGUGACUGACUGGGUGCAACAGAGCGAGGAGAUCCCCACGGGUGGGUGGACUGAGGAAGAGAGUAUUGAGCUGGCCAAAAUAUUGAGCGAUGUUGGUGUAGAUCUCAUUGAUUGCUCUUCAAGUGGGAGCAGCCCCAAGCAGAAGAUCCCGCUGGGUCCUGGAUACCAGGUGCGGUUUUCCACUUCCAUCAAAAAUGAGGUCCCUGGAAUCUUCACUAGUGCCGUUGGGCUGAUCACCGAUCCUGUGCAAGCAAACAAUAUUCUGGAGGAAAGCAAAGCUGAUCUGGUGUUUUUGGCACGGACGCUUCUGCGCCAGCCGAGUUUCGUGCUCGAUGCUGCCGUCAAACUGAACGUGUUUGCCCAGUACCCGCACCAGUAUGAGAGAGGACGCAACAAGACCAACUAUUCGUUUACUUAA